UGCGCCCAUUUCGUAAGUUCUUCGAACGAUAACUUCGAUCAACGCCCUUGUACAAAUUGUUGUAGUAUAUUUGGCUUAAAACAAUUGUUUUUUCUAGUGUUCUAUAAAUAGUAUACAGUUUGUAGAUAUUGCACUUCUAGAAUUUGAUGGUUUCCUUAUAACUAAUGGACCAGUAGGCGAAAGGAAUCAAGUUUCAUUUUCUAUUUUUUUAGUGUUUUAAUGAGUGAAAAUUAAUUGAAGAUACAUGGAGCAAAACUGGUAACCUCUUGCAGUUUGAUAUUACUUCUUCUCCAAUAUGACGAGAUAUAAAGUUUUCCUUUCACCGUAAAUACAGUGAUUGUUUUUAUCUUCAAUGUGGAGCUCGUCAUUGAACGUGCGGGGCACCAAUGCUCACUCUGAAGGACAAUUGUAUGAUGGUGAUAGCAAAGAGUAAGAAGCAAAUGAACAAUACAAUUAAGGGCAUGGAUUACAAUUGGACCCCUGCUCCAGAGAGCCCAAAUAACCAAGAUGCGGGUGUUCCUAGGGCGGUCUUUAUUCCUCACUCGAAUUCCUUACCAUUUGAUGAAAGACGCGUCACAUUGGAGCAACCUGUCAAGAUUGGACGGAAUGUGUACCGCGCGUCACCGUCUCCGACGAAUACAAUAUUCGAAUGUAGGGUGCUCUCGCGGCACCAUGCUACACUGUAUUACGAUAAAGGACACUUUUACCUCGUGGACAACCAAAGCAGCAAUGGCACAUUUGUUAACAAUAAGCGGUACACAUUGACGAAGGAACCACACGAGGUGUUCUCGGGGGAUAUAGUCCAGUUCGGUAUUCCCGUUGUUGAAAAUUCCGGUAAUUCGGAAAAGAACACAUUCCCCCCUGUGGUGGCUCUCCUAAAACUUUACCACCCAGAUGGCCAAGAGGCGAAGUUAUCGUUUAAUCCCGCUAUGACAACCCCCCUACAUCUAAAGGAGUUGUAUCAACUCAAUAAUUAUGUACAGGAGGCGAUCCAGCGCGAGGCGUCGCUCGAGAGCCGGCUGCGCACGCUGCGCGAGUGCGUGGAGCGCGCGCGCGCGGAGGCGGCGGCGUCGUGGGAGCUGUUCGUGGGCGAGCAGCGCCUGCUCAUGCGCGUGCACGCCAUGGAGGCCGCGCUGGCUGCCGGCCGCGCGCCCGACGACCAGCACGUGGCGCAGCUGCUGGCCGACAAGCGCAACUACCAGGAGGUGGCUCAGGAGAGUCUUCGUACGGCACACGAGCAACGAUUAGCGCUAGAGGAGUCACUGGAGCGGCGCAGUCGUGAAGCGGCCGCGUUACAUCACCACAACUAUGCUCUGCGCCUCGCUGCUACCAACGCGUUGCAGGAGCUGCAGAAAUUAGCUGCACGUUGUGAUCGCAAGAUGUGUGCGGCGCGCCUCGCGGUCGCUGCUGCUGAAGAACGAGAGCAGCAGUUAAGAAAACACUUACCUCUUGCUUACUCGGUACAAAACGGCGAAGCGAAGAUGCUCGUAGUAAGCACGGAUAGCAAUAAGCUACAGGAGGCAAAGCGAGGUGGUUCGCUGGAGGAUGCCGUGCGAGCUCUACCUGACUAUAUUAAACUACUACUACCGCAGCAUCUGCUCAAUAAGGUUGGCAUCAAGUUAAUAUCUGCGGAAGGAAAGACAGCGAAAGAAUUUGAGCUUAUUUUGAAGCAAAACAACAUAUACAAUUUUAAUGAAAGAGAAAAACAACUAGCGGAAGAAGGUAGCGUUGGAGGCAGCGGAGAGAAGUCUGGUGAAUCAGACGUUUGCACUGAUGACGAGAAACAUUCAAGACUCAAUCAUGAUUCAAGUCAUGAAGUAGAAACUUUGAAUAGUGUAGAUGGUGAAAUUUGUCCGGAUAACAAUGCUAACUCCACCUACAGCGAACCAGACAUAAAAGAAGAUUCUCCAAGCAAGGGCGCCGUCGAGUACGCGAACAUCCUGCGCGUGAUGGCGGGGCUCAACGAGGAGAUCCGCGCGCUGCGCGAGCGCUUGAGCGCGUGCGCGGCCGAGAACGACAAGCUGCGCGACGUGCGCGACGAGCUGCUCGCCACGCAGCUGGAGCCGCGCGCGCCGCCCGCCGACGACGACGCCGCCGCCUGCCGCGCGCGCCUCGCCGAGCUGCAGGAGCAGCUAACUAGAGCGACCGCAGCGGAGGAGGCGAACGUAUCCGAGAUCCAACGGCUGAACGCUAGCACAGCGGAAAUGCAGGCCCAGCUGGCCUUCCGGCCUACACGUGCCGAUAUCGACGACCUCACCGACGUCAUCGGUAAACUCCGCGUAGAGCUACUGGAGCGCGAGGCUCAGAUCAACAGGCUCGAGUUCAUGCUUAGCGAGCGCCGUGCCACGGUAGACAAGGCCGUCGAGACGAGCUCCUCCCUGGAGAACCUUCGUGAUCUGGAUAUCGACGACAAGCAGAUAUCCGCCAAGAUCGACGAAAUGUUCAACAUCGACGACGACGACGACCACGACGAAGACGACGAUGAGAGCGAGUCAGCCGUCACCGAGAUCGAUAGAGAUGACGGCCCGCGGCCGGACGUCGAGAUCGGCGAAUAUGUGCGAUUGGACGACGAGCGGAGGCUCCAGGUGACGCUUCAGAACGGGUCGCUGCACGCGCUGGAGGAGGAGCUGGUGCGCGCCAAGGAGCGCUGGGCGGAGGUGUGCGCCGAGCGCGCGCGGCUGGCGGCGCAGCUGGCGCGCGCGCACGGCAAGCCGCGCCUCACGCUGGCGCGCGCCGGCGCGCUGGCGCUGCCCGUGCUGCUGGCCGCGCUCUGCUACCUGCUGCUGCCCUACCUGUCCUGA
Molecule: messenger RNA, 2801 nt
Organism: Melitaea cinxia (Glanville fritillary)
Lineage: Eukaryota; Metazoa; Arthropoda; Insecta; Lepidoptera; Nymphalidae
Gene: Slmap
Product: sarcolemmal membrane-associated protein
Exons: 14
Coding region: 387-2801 (804 amino acids)
Molecular function (GO): protein binding
Source: RefSeq, a predicted model, not a curated record